UCAGAGAUCCUUUGAGACUGCAAAGAAGGAAGAAGGCAUGAGAUUGGCUUCAGUGCAGUAAAGUAGGUUAGUUUAAGGACAAGAAAAAAGUCAUUAACUAGCCCUUCUUGUGUUGCCGUGAUGAGAACUUACCAUUGCUUCUGGCUGCUGUUUUGGGCUGGUCAGCCCCACCAAAGUUUCUUAACUCCAUUAUCCAAAAGGACUAGUAGCUUUCCAGAAAAGGAAAAGGUUUUGAUAUUGUCUGGAAACAGCAGGCGAGACAUCCAUCGUUCCAAAAGGAGCUGGAUGUGGAAUCAGUUCUUCUUAUUGGAGGAAUACACAGGAACUGACUACCAAUAUGUUGGCAAGCUGCAUUCAGACCAGGAUAAAGGCGACGGAUCACUUAAGUACAUCCUUUCUGGAGAUGGAGCAGGAGACCUCUUCAUUAUCAAUGAAAACACUGGUGACAUCCAGGCCACAAAGAGACUAGACAGAGAAGAAAAGCCUGUAUACAUACUCCGUGCCCAGGCUAUAAACAGAAGGACUGGAAGGCCAGUGGAACCAGAAUCUGAAUUCAUCAUUAAGAUCCAUGAUAUCAAUGACAAUGAGCCAAUGUUUACAAAGGACAUUUACAAUGCCAGCAUUCCUGAAAUGUCAGAUGUUGGUACCUUUGUUGUGCAAGUCACCGCAACUGAUGCCGAUGAUCCUACAUAUGGGAACAGCGCUAAAGUUGUCUACAGCAUUCUCCAGGGACAACCAUAUUUCUCCGUCGAAUCUGAGACAGGCAUUAUUAAAACUGCUUUGCUAAACAUGGACCGUGAAAACAGGGAGCAAUACCAAGUGGUCAUCCAGGCUAAGGACAUGGGAGGCCAGAUGGGCGGAUUAUCAGGAACCACCACUGUGAACAUCACGCUGACUGACGUAAACGACAAUCCGCCUCGUUUCCCACAGAGCACAUACCAGUUCAGAGCUCCUGAGUCUACACCACCUGACUCACCAGUUGGCAGGAUAAAAGCUAAUGAUGCUGACGUGGAUGAAAAUGCAGAGAUUGAAUACAGCAUCACUGAGGGGGAUGGAUAUGACAUGUUUGGAAUUACCACGGACAAGGACACACAGGAAGGAAUUAUAACUGUCAAAAAGCCACUGGAUUUUGAAAAUAAAAACCUGUAUAUUCUGAAAGUGGAAGCUACCAAUACUCACGUGGACCCUCGUUUCCUCUACCUGGGGCCAUUCAAGGACUCAGCUACAGUCAGAAUUCAGGUGGAGGAUGUAGAUGAACCCCCUGUGUUCAGCAGACCAGCAUACAUAAUGGAAGUGAAAGAAGAUGUUCCAAUAAACAGCGUAAUAGGAACAGUAACUGCUCAGGAUCCAGAUGCUGCCAAGAACCCUGUCAAGUACUCUGUAGAUCGACACACUGAUAUGGACAGAGUAUUCAACAUCAAUUCAGGAAAUGGUUCGAUAUUCACUUCAAAACCCCUUGACCGGGAAACACUGCUAUGGCACAACAUUACAGUAAUAGCAGCAGAGAUCAACAACCCAAAACAAAGCAGUCGUGUCCCAGUGUUCAUUAAGGUUUUGGAUGUAAAUGACAAUGCGCCAGAGUUUGCCAUGUUUUACGAGACCUUCGUCUGUGAAAAUGCAAAGUCAGAACAGCUGAUACAAACAUUAAGCGCCGUUGAUAAAGAUGACCCUUACAGCGGACAUCAGUUUUCCUUCUCCUUAGCUCCCGAGGCAGCCAGCAGCUCAAACUUUACACUGCAGGACAACAGAGACAACACAGCAGGGAUUUUCACCCGAAAAACCAGAUAUAACCGGCAUGAAGUGAGUACCUACUUCUUGCCAGUGGUAGUAUCAGACAAUGACUACCCUAUCCAGAGCAGCACUGAAACGGUGACCAUUCGAGUAUGUGCUUGUGACCAUCGAGGAAAGAUGCUGUCCUGUAACGCAGAAGCCUUGAUUCAUCCUACUGGUCUUAGCACCGGGGCUCUUAUUGCCAUUCUUCUCUGUAUCAUUAUAUUACUCGUUACAGUGGUGCUGUUUGCAGCACUGAGACGUCAGCGGAAGAAAGAGCCUUUGAUUAUUUCCAAAGAAGACAUCAGAGACAACAUUGUCAGUUACAAUGAUGAAGGCGGCGGAGAGGAAGACACCCAGGCAUUUGAUAUCGGCACGCUGAGGAAUCCUGAAGCCAUAGACGAUAACAAACUACGCAGAGACAUUGUGCCGGAAACGCUUUUUAUGCCACGGCGGACUGCAACGGUGCGUGAUAACACGGAUGUCAGAGAUUUCAUUAACCAAAGGUUAAAGGAAAAUGAUAUAGAUCCAACGGCACCUCCAUAUGACUCGUUAGCGACAUACGCGUACGAAGGUAAUGGUUCUGUGGCCGAGUCCCUCAGCUCCUUGGAGUCCGUGACUACGGAUGGAGAUCAGGACUAUGAUUACCUCAGUGACUGGGGUCCUCGGUUUAAAAAGCUGGCAGAUAUGUAUGGCGCAAUGGACAGUGACAAAGACUCUUAAUAUGUUGCCUUUUUGUUUCUUGGUCUUUUUUUUUCCCUUCCUCAUUUUCAGAAACAGCAUUGACAUAUGUGAAGUGGCUAUUUCUUUCUAUUUCUCCACAGCUGUGUGAAAGGGUUUUCUGUUCUACCCGCUCAAAUUGUCUAAUGACUGCAGCCUGUGCGGAUUAGAAACUUUUUCUAGUAUCAUUUUAUGAGCUUCCAAGAGGCAAAGUUCUUAUUUUUUAGUGCAUCCAGUUUACCAAGCCAAUCUUACAGGCACGGC
Eurypyga helias (sunbittern) is the source of this 2754-nucleotide messenger RNA. Its product is annotated as cadherin-6. The record is from RefSeq and is a predicted model, not a curated record. NCBI's taxonomy places the organism in Eukaryota, Metazoa, Chordata, Aves, Eurypygiformes, Eurypygidae. Gene Ontology annotation, molecular function: calcium ion binding; cadherin binding. Gene Ontology annotation, cellular component: plasma membrane; catenin complex; adherens junction. The transcript has 11 exons. The coding region runs from base 121 to 2493 and encodes 790 amino acids. Gene Ontology annotation, biological process: cell morphogenesis; cell-cell junction assembly; homophilic cell-cell adhesion.